AGGGUCCUGUUACAGUUUGAAGUCUAAAAUUAGGGAGGCACCCCGACUGCAAAUGACGCAAGAAGGCUAAACUGGACAGUCUACUCGUCUCUGUGUCAAUGGUAACAGGACUCAGGGCCAUGGAAACGUUCCCUACAACUUUGCUGUUGUUGAUGACAUGCACGGUAUUUUUAGCUGUUGUUGUCAUCUUUCCGUAGCGGCCCGGCUGCGGCGUUCGGUAUAAAGGACUCUUUCAAAAUGCAGUUGUACAACAGUGUGCUGACACACUACCCGAGGUCGUCGCGCAAAGUUACAAUAACUUUAUCGACUGGAUCCGAGCGACUGAACGGGGCAACACCAAGUUCUUCUGAGCCUGAUAAAGCAAGAUUUACUCAUCCAGACACAACUUCAACGACAAACGGGGAUCCGGUGAGAGAAACUCCUUCUUCCGCAAACAUGCCUGCCUUUUCAUGUUACGAAGCCUCAUCCAUGAGGCCAAUUUACUUCACGUCGACUGCUGAGAUAUUAAUCCGCAGACCCGAUGGAGUGGAGAGGUCUGUGCCUGUCCAUAUAAUGAGGGAGUCCAAAACCAAACCACCUUCUCCCAGCUCACAUAAUGGGGAAAGCAUCCUCUGUAAUGACUGUGAUUCUGAUGUGAUUGUGGACUUGUUAGAUCAUCUGAAAAACGGAACAGAUGAGCUUUUCCCUGACUGCCCAGAGCUGGUUGGAAACCACCUUUUCACCAGUAACACCAUGUGUGGACCCAGAAUAGAAGAAUACAAGAGGGUGGUGCGAAAUUCAAGUGAGGAUGAUAUGGUGUCAGUGACUAAUGCUCCCUGUAGAAGCAAUAGAUGGGCCUCAUUACGUGAAGAGGAGCUUGUUCCUUCCAGGGCAGCUCGGCCUGGAACUGUUAUAAAGGAAGAAUUUAGUGAUAUGAGCAAAGCUGCUCCAGCGUCUGAUGAGAGACGGGCCUUUGAGCUCAGCGUUCUGCAGGAGUCUGCUCCUCAGAGAUGUCAAGAGAGAGAGGAUAUCAAUGAUAAAGUCACCCGGUACCUGGCUGAAGUGGAAAAACAAAACAAGUACCUCCAGGAGAGGAAUAAGUACAGAUACCACAUCAUUCCAGAUGGCAACUGUUUGUACAGAGCUGUGUGCAAAGCCACGUACGGGGACCAGGCCAGGCACGGGGAGCUCAGGGAGCAGACGGUGCACCACAUCGCCGACCACUUGGAUGAGUUCAACCCCAUCAUUGAAGGGGACGUGGGGGAGUUCCUGAUCAACGCUGCGCAGGACGGGGCCUGGGCUGGGUACCCCGAGCUUCUCGCCAUGAGCCAGAUGCUCAAUGUCAACAUUCACCUGACAACGGGUGGGAGCUUGGAGAGCCCUACUGUCUCCACCAUGGUGCACUACCUUGGGGAGGAGGAUGCUUCCAAACCUGCUAUCUGGCUGAGUUGGCUCAGUAACGGCCACUAUGACGUCCUCCUGGACAGGUGUCUCCCCAACCCCGAGUACGAAGACUGGUGCAGACACUCACAGAUGCAGAGGAAAAGAGACGAGGAGCUGGCAAAGUCAAUGGCAGCCUCAUUAUCCAAGAUGUACAUUGAGCAAAAUGGAACUGCGUGAAAGAAAUAUGUCAGGAUGCACACUGUUAGAGAGCAGAACUGUUUGACUCUGCUUGGUUUCUACAAACUUUAAAUGAUUUUUAUAAGAUUUAUUUUGUGAGAGAAAGGAAGUGCAGUGCACAUACUUUGGAUUUUGUAUAUGCCAACACUGACAAAUGAAUUGCCAUUAUUUCUGAAAGUGUUUGAAAGUGUGCGAGCCUGUUCUUGAUAGUAUGGGUUAUGUCAACAUGAGUGAAAUACUGUACAUGGAAGUGCUUUUGAGUUUAUAGUAUUUAUUUGCCUUUUACUGGCAGACAGUUAUUUUUCUAUAAUACCUAUGCUUUUUAUGCCAUUGCUAAAUAUUUGGCUGGUUUGCAUCUUUGUCAUUUAGCUACAUUGUUUAAUAACUAUUUACUCUCUUUUGCACAAAAGUCCUAUCAGACUAGUUCAGAGAGUUUGAUUUGUGUCUGUGAGAACAAUUCAGUGGUUCUUUUUUCUAUUGUUACAGUUCUUUUUAGGAAUUUGACAAAAUCUUUCAGAAUAAAGUUUUGAAGAAACCUGA
Molecule: messenger RNA, 2139 nt
Organism: Lates calcarifer (barramundi perch)
Lineage: Eukaryota; Metazoa; Chordata; Actinopteri; Centropomidae
Product: OTU domain-containing protein 1
Exons: 1
Coding region: 238-1599 (453 amino acids)
Biological process (GO): protein deubiquitination
Molecular function (GO): cysteine-type deubiquitinase activity
Source: RefSeq, a predicted model, not a curated record